Naumovozyma castellii is the source of this 2007-nucleotide messenger RNA. RefSeq names its product Noc3p (gene NOC3). The transcript has a single exon. The coding region runs from base 1 to 2007 and encodes 668 amino acids. NCBI's taxonomy places the organism in Eukaryota, Fungi, Ascomycota, Saccharomycetes, Saccharomycetales, Saccharomycetaceae. The record is from RefSeq and is a predicted model, not a curated record.
AUGGCUAGAAAAAAGAGAUCUCAGGAAUCUAUUCUAGAAAGAACAAAUAAAAAGAGAAAGCAAGAAGACGCAUUAUUGGAAACAGGAUCCUUCAAUGAUGCAGGUUCUUUGUCUGAUACGGAUGUCUAUGAUAAGGUUGCAUCCAAAAUCAAGUCCUGGGAUGAUGAGGAACAAGAUUAUGAGUUAAAACCAAGAAAACUGAAAGAUGCAGAGGAAGAUAUGGUUGAAGGGCUUCCGAUUAAGAUUAAUGGGAAAGUUGAAAGAAACUUGGUCAAGAGGCAAAGAAAACAAUCUCAAACAAAGGAAGAAAUAGAAGAUGAUGAAGAUGAAGAAGAAGAUAAAUCUGAGACAAUGCAGGCAUCUGAGAAGGAUGCUGUAAAUGAGAGUGAUGCAGAACCUGACACUGAAGAAAGAAUUAUUGAGCUGAAGGAAGAUAUUGCCGAUCUCGUUGAAAAGAUUAUGGAAGAUCCAGAGGAAAAUACAACUGCUCUAACGAGAUUGUGUAAAAUGGCUAAUUCAAAAAAUCCAAACAACUGUAAGUUUUCCAUGCUGGCAUUAGUAUCUGUUUUCAAGAGUAUCAUUCCUGGUUACAGAAUUCGACCUUUGACAGACUUAGAAAAGAAGGAAAAGGUGACUAAGGAAGUUGCUAAGCUGAGAGCAUUUGAGCAGGCUCUUGUUGCAAAUUACAGGAACUACAUAGAAACCCUGAAACGAUUGUCAAGGGUUGCAAAUAAUGAUAACCCUGUUCAAGUUUCUCUUGGUGUUUUAGCUAUGCAAGCUGCUAACGAAAUUGCCUCCAAUGCAUCUCAUUUUAAUUUUAGGUCAGAAGUAUUCACUCUGAUUUUACGUCGUAUUUGCAAGCCAAAUAUUGCUGUUGAUCCAAUUGCCGAGGCUUCAAUAAAAACAAUAGAGACUCUAUUGAAUGCCGAUGAUGAAGGUGGUAUCUCAAUUGAAAUAAUAAGAAUUCUGUCAAAAAUUUUGAAAGUAAGAAACUACAAUGUGGAAGAAACGGUUUUGAACAUGUUACUCUCCCUGGAUGUUCUUCACGAUUUUGAUCCAAACACUAGAAACGACGAUGAGAAUGUCGCAUUUAAGAUGAAGAAAAAGGAUAGAGUCCAUUUAUCCAAAAAACAGAGAAAAGUAAGGAAGGAAAUGAAGGAAAUUGAGGAAGAAAUGCAAAAAGCGGAACAAGUUGUAUCUGCUGAAGAAAGAGAAAGAAACCAAGCAUCGAUUUUAAAAAUGGUAUUGUCGUUGUAUCUAAAUAUACUGAGGAAUAAAUCUGAGAGACUAGUAGGUUCAGUAUUGGAGGGUCUUGCCAAAUUUGGAAAUAUGGCUAAUUUCGAUCUUUUGGGAGAUUUCUUAGAAGUGAUGAAAGAGCUAAUUUUUGACGCCGAAAUGGAUAAUUUGACUUCUGCAGAAGUGCGUAAAGUCCUGUUAUGUAUUGUCAGUGCAUUUUCCAUCGUAUCCAAUAAUAACCAUAUGAAAAUCAAUAUCGAUCUCUCCACAUUUGUGGAUGCUCUUUAUUCUAUUUUACCAUAUGUUUCGCUUGAUGCUGAUUUGGAGCUUUCAUACAAAUCGUUAAGGUUAGCUGAUCCACUUAAUGAUGAACUGAUAAAACCAGCAGUUAAUGUAUCAACCAAGGCAGAACUUCUACUAAAGGCACUAGAUCAUGUCUUCUUCAGAUCCAAAUCUGGUACAAAGAUAAGAGCGACAGCCUUCACGAAACGUCUAUAUAUUUGUAUGCAACAUACACCUGAAAAGACGACAAUAGCUCUAUUGAAGUUUAUUGAAAAGUUAACAACAAGAUACCCAGAAGUCGGGGGGUUGUACUCUACUGAAGAUAGAAUUGCAAAUGGUAAUUUCAACAUGCAAACUGACAGUCUUUCAAGAAGUAAUCCAGAUGCAGCAACUCUAUGGGAGAAUGUAAUCCUUACCAAGCAUUAUUGUCCUAUAGUGGUGAAAGGUGUCCGUUCAUUAUCAACUAAGUCCAAAGAAUUUUCAAAAUGA